Molecule: messenger RNA, 2499 nt
Organism: Emiliania huxleyi CCMP1516
Lineage: Eukaryota; Haptophyta; Isochrysidales; Noelaerhabdaceae
Exons: 10
Coding region: 1-2499 (832 amino acids)
Source: RefSeq, a predicted model, not a curated record
AUGUCGACCCUGAUCGCGCUCAUCUGCGUCGCUCCGGCGGCAGCCUUCCGCACGGGCGUGUGGCAUCACCCUCCCGACGCGUCAACUUCCUCCUCUCUUUUUCCUCGGGCCGCGACCGCGGCGAUGCAGCUCCCGGGGAUGGCGCAGGCGGCCACCGCCGCUGCCACGGUGGUGCAGGAGGUGGCCGGCUCGGUUCAGGACGUCGAGGCGCCCGACGCGGACGACAGCUUCGUCGCCAUCGACGAGAGCCGCACCGGCCUGGUCGACGAGGAGGGCCUUCCGCUGGUGUAUGACAAGGAGGCGAUCCAAAAGUACUGGGAGGGGCAGGGCGGCGCGCUGCAGUCGCGCUGGGCGGAGUUUCUGUCGGUGAGCGUUCCCUUCCUCACGCGCGUGGCGGCGCUCCUCGUCUCGGGCGGCACCGACGCGCUGAACGACUCGGCCUCGGAGCUCGCACGCGACGCCCGAGAGCGGAUCCAAAAGUUGGGGCCGACGUACGUCAAGAUGGGACAGAUGAUGUCGGUGCGGCCCGACAUCCUGCCUCAAGCGGCGCUCGACGAGCUCACCAUCCUGCAAGACGGCGUCGAGGGCUUCCCCGCUGACGUGGCGCGCGAGAUGGUCGAGGAGGAGCUUGGCGCCCCGAUCGACGAGUUGUUUUCCGACUUCUCGGCCGAGCCGGCGGCGGCGGCCUCGCUGGCGCAGGUCUUCCGGGCGACGCUCCGCUCGAGCGGCGAGCCCGGCGGCGGCGAGGCUGUGGCGGUCAAGGUGCAGCGGCCGGGAGUCCAGUCCCUCGUCUCCAAAGACCUGUACGUGCUGCGGCGGGCGGCGGAGGUCGAGCGUUUCGCGCCGCAGCAGCGCACCGACUACGUCGGCUUGCUAAACGAGUGGGCAGCGGCGAACAUGCAGACGAUGGCGCGCGGCCUCGCCGAGGCGGGCGUCACGGACGUGGCGGUGCCGCGCGUGUACGAGGCGCUGACGACGCGGCGCGUGCUCGUGAGCGAGUGGAUCGACGGGCGCAAGCUGUCUGAGUGCUCGACCGAGGAGGUCCGCGAGCUGGUCGCCAUCGGCUUCUUCCACUCGGACCCGCACCCGGGCAACCUGAUGCGGCCGCACGACCAGAGCCGUGCGCGGCUCGUGCUGAUCGACUUUGGUCUGGUCGCGCGCGUGCAGCGCAAGGACCAGGACCUGUUCGACUACGCCGCCCUGAUCGACGACUUUGUCGGCCUCGGCAUCCUGCCGCCCGACUGCAACCGCGCCAAGGUGCUCCCUCUGAUGGACAAGGCGCUCUCGCCGUACGUCAAGGGCGGCGGCGCCAAGAAGUAUGAGCAGGAGCUCAAGACCCUCUACGGGAUGGACGGCUCGGUCGAGUCCACCGUCGGAGGCUUCCAGGCGAUGACCAGCGACAUGCUCACCGUGCUCAACGACAUCCCCUUCUCCAUCCCGCCGUACUUUGCGUUGCUCGCGCGCGCCGUGGUCACGCUCGAGGGGCUCGCGCUGCAGGCCGCCGACCCGGACUACGGCCUCGUCCUCGAGGCGUACCCCUUCGUCGCGCGCAAGCUGCUCUCCUCCGACCGGCCCGAGCUGCAAAAGGCGCCGCACCAGGGCUUCGGCGGCGGCGGCGACCCGGGCAGGUGCGCGCUGCAGGAGGUGCUCUACGGCGGCGGCGACCCCGCCCUCAAGGGGGUGGUGACGCCGACGCGGCUCGCCGCCCUCGUCAACUCGGCCGCCGGAGUCGUCGCGCGGCAGGAGGGCGCCGCUUUUGUCGACCUCGACGCGGUGCCGGACGAGGGCCUCACGCCCGCCGCCGCCGCCGCUUUCGUGCUCUCGCCGGACGCGGCCUCGAUCCGCGCCCUCCUCGCCGACGAGGCGGCCGGCGCCUCCGACUUGCUGCUGCGGCAAGCCCUUCGCAAGGCGGUGCCGCUCGUUGCCGCCGCUCUGCCGCAGCCGCCGCGCCUCCCGUUCCUGCCGCCGCCGCCCGAGCCGCUCGAGCUGCCCGUCCCGCUGCCGCCGCGCGCGGGCGCCGCCACGGGCGGGGGGGUGCCGCUGCCGUCGCUCACCUCCGCGCGCGCCCUGCUCGACGCGCUGGCGCCGCCCCUCUCGCGCGACGAGGAGCUCUAUGCCCUCUCGCUCGUCGACUUGCUCAAGUCGACCCUCGGCGAGGAGGCGGCCGCCCUCGCGGCGGGGGACUUGUCGCAGGACCCCGUCGCGGCCGCGCGCGCCGCGAGGCCCAUCCUCGCCGCCGCACUCGAGGCGCAGGGCCCCGCCGCCGCCGACUCAGCCGUGGCGCGCCUCGCGCGCGCGGCGCUGCAGCUGCUCGAGACGGUCGACGCGCUGCCGUUCGGCGGCGGCGGCCGCGCAGGGGCGGACAGGGGCGCCGACCCGCUCCGGGAGGUGCUCGCCGGCGUGAGCGACACCGAGCGGGCCGUGCUGCAGGAGGAGCUCGACCGACUCGCUGGCCGGCUGCGCGAGCGGCUCGAGGAGCGGCUGGCGGCGGUUCAGUGA